GGGUACUCCUCCGGAACUGAAGUUGCUGUAGUUUCGGUUCCCGCUCGGAAGUCAGACAGGAGAGCGUCGCGCGGGGCGGCAAGAUGGCGUGGUCAGGGAAUAAGGCAGCUGUAGUGCUGUGCCUAGAUGUGAGCUUUAACAUGAUGCACUCAUUUCCUGGUGAGGAGUCUUCAUUUGAACAAGCUAAGAAGGUGAUGACCAUGUUUUUGCAGCGGCAGGUGUUUGCUGAGGCCAAAGAUGAAGUUGCUUUAGUACUUUUUGGUACGGACACCACUAAGAAUGACCUUGCCACUGGGGAUCAGUAUCAGAAUAUCACUGUACACAGACACCUAAUGCUACCUGAUUUUGAAUUGCUGGAAGACCUUCAGAAUUCAGUUCAGCCAGGCACCAGACAAGCUGACUUCCUCGAUGCUCUUGUUGUGUGCAUGGAUGUGAUACAAAAAGAAACCAUUGGAAAGAAGUUUGAGAGGAAACACAUUGAAGUGUUCACUGAUCUGAGUAGCCCUUUGAGCAAAGACCAACUGGACGUUAUUGUUAAUAACUUGAAGCGGUCUGAUAUCUCCCUUCAGUUCUUUCUUCCUUUUCCAGUUGAUGGAGAAGAUGGGUCUGAGGAUACAGAUGACAGCAGCUUUGAUUCUGAGAGACACAAACCAUCUCUUCCACCAAAAGGACUCACCGAGCAACAGAAAGAAGGUGUUUGUGUGGUGAAGAAUAUAAUGAUGUUACUGGAAGGAGAAGAUGGUCUAAAUGAGAUUUACUCCUUCAGUGAGAGUCUGAGGCAGCUGAGUGUCUUUAAGAAAAUUGAAAGGAGACCCAUGCCCUGGCCCUGCCAGCUGACCAUUGGCUCUAAUCUGUCUAUCAGGAUUGUGGCCUACAAGUCAGUUACUCAGGAGAAAGUGAAAAAAACUUGGACAGUUGUAGAUGCUCGAACUCUAAGGAAGGAAGAUUUACAAAAGGAAACUGUUUAUUGCUUAAAUGACGAUGAUGAAACUGAAGUCCAGAAAGAAGACACCAUCCAAGGGUUCCGCUAUGGGAGUGAUAUCGUUCCUUUCUCUAAAGUGGAUGAGGAGCAAAUGAAAUACAAAACAGAAGGAAAAUGUUUCUCUGUUUUGGGAUUCUGUAGAUCUUCUCAGGUACACAGAAAAUUCUUUAUGGGAAACCAAGUUCUAAAAGUGUUUGCUGCAAAAGACGAUGAGGCAGCAGCAGUUGCGCUCUCCUCCUUGAUUCAUGCAUUGGAUCAAUUAGACAUGGUAGCCAUCGUCCGGUAUGCUUAUGACAGAAGAUCUAAUCCACAGGUUGGCGUAGCUUUUCCUUUUAUCAAGCAAGCUUAUGAGUGCUUAGUAUAUAUACAGUUGCCCUACAUGGAAGACUUAAGACAAUACCUGUUUUCCUCCUUGAGAAUCAAUAAGAAGUGUAUUCCCACAGAGGCUCAGCUUUCUGCAGUCGAUGCUUUGAUUGACUCCAUGAGCUUGGUUAACAGAGAUGAUGAUGAGGAUACCCUUGAAGACUUAUUUCAAACCUCUAAAAUUCCAAAUCCCCAGUUUCAGAGGUUGUUUCAGUGCCUGCUGCAUAGAGCUUUGCACCCCAGUGAUCCUCUGCCCCCAAUCCAACAGCAUAUCUGGGACAUGCUGGAUCCCCCUGAGGAGGUGACAGCUAAGUGCCAAGCCCCUCUCUCCAAAAUAAAGACUCUUUUUCCCCUGACUGAAGCCAUGAAGAAAAGGGAUCAAGUAACCGCUCAGGAUGUCUUUCAAGAUAACCAUGAAGAUGGACCUGUGUUUAAAAAAGCCAAAACUGAGGAAGGGGAAGUCAACUUUAGUAUCUCCAGCCUGGCUGAGGGCAGCAUCACCAGUGUUGGCAGUGUGAACCCAGCUGAAAACUUCCGUGUUCUAGUGAGACGAAAGAACGCCAAUUUCAAGGAAGUAAGCUGCCAGUUGAUACACCAUAUUGACCAAUUUUUGGAGACCAAAGGACUACAGUACUAUAUGAAGAGCCUUGACUGCAUCAAAGCAUUCAGAGAGGAAGCCAUUCAGUUGUCAGAAGAACAGAAUUUUAACAAUUUCUUACAAGCCCUUCGAGACAAAGUAGAAGAUAAAGCUCUAAAUGAUUUCUGGAAUAUUGUUGUUCAAGAUGGGAUUACUCUGAUCACAAAAGAUGAAUCUCCAGGAAGCUCUGUGACAGCUGAGGAAGCCAAAAAGUUCCUAAUCCCAAAGGAGAAAGCAGCUGAAAUCAUGGAUGCAGCUGAAGAAGGAGGAGAUGUGGAUGAUUUACUGGACAUGAUGUAAGCUGUGGAAGAACUUAAGAACAUGAGAGCAGAAGGACAUUGUGGCUGCAGGGACUGAGGAAGAUUCCACAGAGGCUCUUGCAGGGUGGGUUACAAGCAAGCCAUUCCAGGAAAUCUGCAGUUCUGACAGGAACCUAUGAGUUCCAGAUGUUGAACAUCAAUUUGUAUAUUGAUAUUUUCUUUUGAGUCAGUGAGUUAUUUUCUUAAGCUACAGAAAAAUGUACCUGAUAUAUGGAUACAGAGAGACAAUGACAAUUCUCUUUUCAGUGUUCUCAUCUUUAUCAUUGCUACUGAUAUUGAAACAUUUCUCAAAUAUUCUGUUAAUUCCAAGUGCAUAAAUUACAUUCUUGAACACCAGGGCUGUACAUAUAUCAUUAUUGUGAAAACAACCAAAAUAAAGUCAUUUUUUUCCUUUGC
Molecule: messenger RNA, 2698 nt
Organism: Sarcophilus harrisii (Tasmanian devil)
Lineage: Eukaryota; Metazoa; Chordata; Mammalia; Dasyuromorphia; Dasyuridae
Gene: XRCC5
Product: X-ray repair cross complementing 5
Exons: 21
Coding region: 84-2282 (732 amino acids)
Biological process (GO): cellular response to gamma radiation; DNA recombination; double-strand break repair via nonhomologous end joining
Cellular component (GO): nucleus; Ku70:Ku80 complex
Molecular function (GO): damaged DNA binding; DNA helicase activity; double-stranded DNA binding
Source: RefSeq, a predicted model, not a curated record